GUUUCAGGCAAUAUACCAUCGGGGUUUAUUUUAAGCGAGCUAAUGGCAAGGUUGGGAAAGUGGCAAUAAUAAAUUUUUGCUUUGUUUUGUCGCUUUCCACACCUUGUCGAUACCAUGCUGCGAAGGCCCUUUACCAUGUUGCUCCCAAAAGCACGCAUUCCAAUCAACACAGUUGCCGUACGACAUGCGCACACAGCGAAUCUCCAGUAUCGUCCGCUCAAAAUCGCAGUUAAUCCCAAGAUGACUCGAUCGUUACGAGAUGCUGUUCGAAGGCAUAAUGCCGGGGCUGUUUGGAGUGCCUAUACUGCUUUACAUGACAACAAUCAACUCAACAACUUGCCCGCCGAAUACCACUCGAUGGCGCUUCACUCGUUCCGUAUCAAAAAACUGGUUGCCUACGGUCCAGAAGAAAUCGAGGCUAUCAAGGAACGUUUGUUGUUUGUAUGGAAUAACAUGCACGCUGCUGGACACCAGCCAGACGUGCGCGAUUACAACCACCUUAUUGACUUUUUCGGUCGAGCCAAUGAUUGGGAAUCGUGUGCCAAAUACUGGGAGGAGUUGGAAGGACGCAGGUCAUCGUCUUCUUUGUGGAGCGGUGCUUUGGUGCCAAACGUAUACAGCUACAACCUGUUGAUGCGCGCAGCCAUCAUGACGAACAGAUCUGAGCAAGUGUUUGUCAUUUUAAACAAGAUGAAGAGCGCUGGCAUCCAGCCAAACGGAUUUACAUAUGACACAAUGAUCGAGGCGCAUGGACGAUUGGGUAACGUGCGUGGAGCGGAUCGUGCCUUCCAAGAACGCUACGGACCCAAGGAAAAGCAAGCUGCACCAUCGCCGCCGCCUAAAAAGUCCCGCUUUGCAUCGCUCCUGUCAUCCUACUCUACACCACCAGCUGCAAACCCAGAUGUGCUCGGCACUCUCGUUCGUGAAACUACAGCACCAGAAUCGAAAAAGCCACGACCUUCCACACAUACCUUUGUUGCAUUGAUUGAUGCACACGGCCGUCAAGGUUAUGUGCGGGGUCUUGAUUAUAUCUAUAACACCAUGUUGCCAGGCUACAAGGUGAAGCCCGAUCUAGAGCUUUACAACACCAUGAUCCGAUGGUACUGCGAGCAUCGCAACGUCGACAAGGCACGCCGCGUAUUCUUCGACUUGGAGCGAUCUGGUCUCAAACCUAGCGUUGUCACAUUCAAUUAUAUAUUCCGCCACGAAGCUCUUCGAGAACGAAACCCACGCACUGCAGAAACUCUGUUGGAGCUCAUGAACAAGAUGUAUGAUCUUCGGCCACUCGAAUCCAUGUAUCGCGCUCUCAUCAAAUCCUAUAAUAAGCGAAACAAGGAGGAGGAUGCAGAUCGGUUAUUCCGGGAAUAUAUAUCGGCCAAAGAACCCUCUCAACGAUAAAGGAAGCCUUCUAUUCAAUUCUUGCACUUUUAAACCCCUUUUUUUCCCUUUCACUUUUAAUUGUUUUCUCAUCCAUCAUCAACCCCCCCCCCCCGUAUCUUUCUCUUGAAUCAUCAUUUUAUCACGUACUUUUGUUGUUUUAUAUUUCCCUCAUUAUCUCUCGAACCCUUGAAUUUUUAAAGAUUAUCAUACACUGUAAGUAUAGAAAAGAAAUAAAAACGUUAUCGGUAGAAAACA
Molecule: messenger RNA, 1635 nt
Organism: Zychaea mexicana
Lineage: Eukaryota; Fungi; Mucoromycota; Mucoromycetes; Mucorales; Lichtheimiaceae
Exons: 1
Coding region: 115-1398 (427 amino acids)
Molecular function (GO): protein binding
Source: RefSeq, a predicted model, not a curated record